Messenger RNA from Solea senegalensis (Senegalese sole), 4492 nucleotides. RefSeq names its product axonemal dynein light chain domain containing 1 (gene axdnd1). The transcript has 26 exons. The record is from RefSeq and is a predicted model, not a curated record. NCBI's taxonomy places the organism in Eukaryota, Metazoa, Chordata, Actinopteri, Pleuronectiformes, Soleidae. Bases 126 to 3191 code for a protein of 1021 amino acids.
AGUUGAAGCCGAAGAGACUAUAGAGACCAUAGAAGACAGUUCUGUUUGGGCAAUUUAAAACUCAAUUCUUUCUUCUUGUUACUGUUGUUAACGUUUGUAGCCAAAGCUUUUACCGUGAGAACAAGAUGUCUGCGCCAACGAUGAGAACCAGCUCAGCGCCAGGUUCUUCGAGGCCGGACACAUUUGUGGACAACACAGUAGCAGAGUCUAAUCUGAAGGUCCCAGUGGAGAGCAGCAAUACACAACUUCCUCCUUUCAACAACCAUAUCAUCCCAGAUGAACUGCUGGUCAGUCUGACCUCCACUGUCUGCAACAGGAACACUCUGGGACACACUGCACACCAUCGGCAGUGCAAGGGUUGUGGAAUCAGACGACCAGAUGCAGUCUGGCAUCACCCGCUUGGACGCAAGAAAUAUCGAUACUUUCUGGAGCAGCCGACAACACUGAGUGGAGCAGGCAGGGAUAUUUCAUUCCUGUGUGAUGCUAUGGUAACGCAGAAGAAAACAACAGCCCUCCCACCACUCACUGACAGAAAUAGUUGUGACACACAGAAGCUGAGUGUGUCAGAAAGUCUGAUCCCAGAGGAAUAUCACAUUGUGAAAAACAAAGGGCUGCGAAACCUUGAAUUCUAUGAGGAUGCGUUCACGGUGCAGCUGCAGGAUGACGAACACAAGCUACGGGUCUUUCCUUCACUGAAGCCCAGCGGCAGACAAGAGGUGGUCCAGCUGAUGAAGAUGAUGGAUGAUAUGCUGGAAAAGGCUGGAGUGGAUCAACAGACGGAGGAGCUUACUCAGCUCUCCCAGAUGGAGGGUCUGCUGCAGCUGGUGCAGGUUGAGCAGAACAUCUACAACAUUGUUUUCCAUGAAGUGAUCAGACAGGUCAGUGUCAACUGUGCUGAGAGAGGACAGCUGCUCGCGAAGCUCAGACAGCGCUACCAGUCUCUGCUGGAGCGAAUCCCCUGCCGUCUGAAGGCUUUGCACACUGAGGCGGUGGCGCAGCGGGCUCUGGAUCGCCGGCUCACCGAAGAGAUUCACAAAAUCAAGACAUCCAUGCAGCAGCUCAGCACGGAACUGUCAAAGAUCAGAGACCAUGAUGCCUUUGUUUCCCAGCAGGCACAGCAUGCUCACGGGAAACUGGCUGAUGCUCUGGAUCAGACUCACACCAGCUCAGAUGUGGUCCAGAGUUACCACCAGCUCUAUGAGAUGCAGAGAGGUCGCCUUGAGGCUCAGCUGCUUCAGAUGACGGAGGAGAGAGACACCUGGAGCCAGCUGACCUUCUGCCUCGCUCUCAAGGUGAUCAGUGUGAAGAAGCUGCAACUGGUCCGUCAACUGCAUGUCCAUGAGCAGAGCUGGUUCAAGGCGGCAGAGCACAGCAUCCUUUACCUCACUUCAAAGGACAAUGAGGACCUGAAUGAAAUCCUGGAGCUUAGUGACUACUGGAGAGAGCAGCUCACUGCUUUCAUGUCCCAGAUGAAGAGGACUGAGCAAGUGCAGCUUCAAGAGAUAAACACCAUCCAGCAGAGCAUCACAAAAUGGAUUGCCUGCUGCACCGUACAGAACAAGUGUCCUGAAUCAAAUUAUGAGAAAACUACAAUGGAAAAUAUUCAUGCUGAUUUGAAGCAGUGGUCAAAUGUGUUAACCCAACAGUGUGAACACUAUGAAGGUGAGAAGCUUUUUUGCUGCCAGCAGACACUGGGGGAGCUCGGCCGUGUCCAGGAAAGAUGGCUGAAUAAGAGCCUUCAGCUGCUCAGGCGACACUGUUCUCCUGAUGGCGAACCUCCCGAGAGUGAACGGGUCCAAAAAGAGCUGGUCGGUGUCCUAUCUGACCUCCUCAAACAGCUGGACACACGAGUCAGUGGAGAGAGUGGGGCUCAUGGGAACCUGAUGUCACUGCUCGGGUUUGUGGAGUCCUGGGUUUCCAAGUUUGAUGCAGUAAUUUGCCAACCAGAAACCAUGUCUCUCUCUGAUUGGCUGAAGUUCGAGAAGACACUGUGUGAUUGGCAGAGUUUGGCCAAAGAAAUCUCACAGAAUGUCUCCACCAUGAAGACAACAGAAGGACAAGGGACCGAAAGGGCCAAAGACAAAUCCAACAUACAUCUGGAGACUGAGAAGGUGUCUGAGGAAGUGAAGGAGUUCAUAACCAACCUGUCGAAAUUUACAGAUGGUGAAAACCAGAGACUCAUUGAUGAGGUCGGUUCUAUCCACAUGGCUCAGACCCGCUGGAUGUUGGAUCUGUUGCUCCUCACGGUACCUGAACAUAGUGAGAGCCAGGACCAGGAACAUGAUCCUCAGUACAUCACAAACAUCUCACUGCAGACAAUAGAUGAAGAUGCCAAGUUCCUGUCUGAUAAAGUGGACAGUUUUUCCAGAUACAUCACCAGCAUUUAUAAGCUGAUUCUGGAGGAGCAGACUUCCCCACAUCAGGAUGAGAAUGAAAAGGAGAUGAAUGAGUGUAGAAAGCUGCAGAGGGAAUGCCUCGAUUGGGUGGAGACCUGUGGGAUUCUGCUCUCAGGAGUGAAACAUGGUCCUGUGGAGCUGCCUGUCAGACAGCCUGUCUCCACCUCCAGGAAUCACAUCUCAGUGUCUCCAACAGAGAGCAGGGAGACCCUGGUGAAUGAAGAGGUUCCAGCAGAGCCUGCAACAUCCAGGAUUGACGUAGGAGUCAAAGAUGAGACUGAGGCAGACCUGAAAGAUACCACAGCUGAAGGACAUGAAAUACAACAGCCAGAUGUUUGUGAGGGGGAGCUGGUGGUUUGUGAGACUCCAGUGGUGAGGCAGAUUGGCUAUGAUGGAAACAUCACACAAAAGAAGCUGGGAGAGAGCAGUGUCCAUCUGAAUGGGACUGAUGAACUGGUUGCUUCUCCAGUCACGGAUGAAGCUCAGAAAACGUUUAGCGAUCUGACCACAGUGGUGUUACUGCAGCAAGAACUGCAUGACUCUGAGCUGCGGGUCCAGAGCGCUGAGCAUCGAGCCCUGAAAGCUGAGGAAGCACUGCAGGCAGCACUGGAGAAGAUUCAGGAUCUGGAAAGACUGCAACUUCAGGGUCAGCCACUUCUGGAGCCCAAAAGUAAUGAAGAGAGAAAGAUAACAACUCCACCCUCCCCACCACCAGUAACACGCCCUGCUCCUCCAAAGAAAACAACUCCAGAGGUCAAGCCAGCAAGCAGCACCAAAAGGACCAAGAAACGCUGAUUAGACAUCUGAUUACACAUCUGCACAGGAUUUCACGCUCUGUAUGUUCUCUAUAGGAUCAGAGAGGAAUGCAAUAACAAAUUAAUAUAGUGCACAAAAAUAUUAGGGCAGUUUCAAAAAUGGCCAUUAACCAUGUGCUUUCCAAGUACUGAAUAUCCCCAUUAUCAUGAUAGUGUCCUUGAAUGCAGAUGUUCUCAGAUUUUGAAAAGUCUGACUUUUCUGGACCUUUUCUGAGUGAAGUAUAAAGAAUUGUUGGAUUAAUAUCACAAGAAAGUAAAAACAAACAAUACCAUGUGGUUCUAUUUGUAACAAUAAUGGGCAUUGCUUUCUUUUUAUUGCAUGUGCUUUUGUGUUCCAAGAUAUAGGCUCAUAUCCUUCAUCAAAUCUCAGUUGAUGUCUUGAUUUAUGUCCUGUCACAUCAUUGGUGAGUCUGUUUCUUGGUCCCCUUCUGUACUUUUCCCCUCUUCUUCUUCCACAGCAGGAGGUGGUGGAGGUGGAGGUAAGGCUGAGUGGUCAGAGGUCAGAUUGAGGACAUCUGGGGGGAAUGGAAGGACCAAGGCUGGAUGCAUGUGACGGAAGGAGGCCCUCAAACUCUCCCACGCAGUGGUCUCUGAUUCUGCUGCUUUUACCUGAAGGAGAGAAGUGCUGAUGUAUUUGAAGUGGUUUUUUUUUUUGUAACACUUCUGAGGGUUACCUAAAAGAAAAUGUGGCUGAUGGUAAACAGGUGUUCCAAUUUAAGCAUUGCUGUUUGGGCAAGAAAAACAACUAAAUGGUUUGAAGGAAACUACAUAAUAACAUACUAUCCAAAUAACUUGCCAGUUAGAUACUUCAUACUGUACUUACUGUAGUUACGUUCUACCAGUUUUACAUUUACAGUCUUCCUAAUGUUUUGUAUUAUAAAUAAUCCUUACUCUGGCCUGCUGUUGUUUCUUGGCCUCUGCCUCAGCAGCCAGACUUUGUUGUAACUCCAUGGGAAUACUGAACUCGUCUCUGAAAGGAAAAUAAACACAAUUACAACCCAGCCUCAUCAGGAACUACAACUCUUAAAAUGAGGUUACAUGCAGAGGAAAACUUAUUUGCCUACUCUUGUAUUUGCUUCUUUAUCUUGAUUAUAUAUAAUCAAGAUAAGCAUAGGUUUUUGUUUUUUUGUCAUAAUCAAUGUGCAAGAGGGAAGAGGUUUUACUCUUGUGUUAAACACUCAUUAGAUCAUUAAGCUUUGUUGCCACAAACUGUAAUGUGAAAUGUUGCAAUUGGAAUACAUGGAGAUAAUGUAAAAUGUAUAAAAACACAGUGAAAGAGGA